Messenger RNA from Fopius arisanus, 926 nucleotides. RefSeq lists its product as uncharacterized. The coding region runs from base 252 to 926 and encodes 224 amino acids. The transcript is spliced from 2 exons. Lineage: Eukaryota; Metazoa; Arthropoda; Insecta; Hymenoptera; Braconidae. The record is from RefSeq and is a predicted model, not a curated record.
UCUUAUCAGCUUAAUAUCUGAUACGCACUCCAUUGGAGUGCCAGAAUAUUAAACUGAUUUUUGGAAAAAGGUGGAUUUUUGGAGCUUGCUCCAAGUCGACCACGAGUUGUCCUGGUAUUGCAGUACCGCCAGGCACGGCUCUCUUUGAUUUAUUAUAAAUAUAAUCUAUCUUUUUCUAAUUAAUCAGUUAAUUCGUGGAGUGAUAAAGUCAUUAUAUCGGUAUUUGAGGUUUCUGAUACGAAAUCGCAAACAUGGUUCAUGGAUCCGUUCGGAGGCCGUGGUGGUGGGUCAUCCCGACGGCGGACCUUGCCGAUAUACUCACAAUCUCCCAUGCCUUCAGGAUGCUUUCCUGCAGGGAUGGGAUCAUCGCGGGGGUCGCCAGGGGGUCGCUGUGGGAGGCGGUACAGCGUAGGACGGGUCAUAACCCAUCACCGGAAGAGGUAGGCCGCUACCUGUCGGGCUCGCGUGAGGAUCCGUUUGGCACCAAUUUCGGCGGUGACCCGGGAUUCUGGGCGACGGUGAGGGCGGCAACCCAGAGACAGUCUCACCGACUGGAGGCCAGCUGGCACCCAGGGCCCAAUAACGACCUGGAAAUCAGAUGCAGGGGAAGGGAAGGCCGACCCGUGAUCAUCCCCCAAGCCUCUGACAACCAGGGUGCCCAGGAGUACUACCUGGCCUCCCUACUGGGUAAACCUGACCAGGGUAAAGUUUCCCACCUCUCAGCGCACUCAGGCAUGGGUAAUGCGUUUGUAAGAGAUGGGAAAUUCACGCGAUUCGCGGACUGGCGGUUUAUUCAUAGGGCCAGGCUGGGGGUGCUGCCUUUAAACGGCACGAUGAGAUGGCGGAACGGGGACAAACGCUGCAGGCGGUGUGGAUACUCUAGCGAGACGAUCCCGCAUGUCCUGCUAUUACUACAUGUAUUCUAG